UACGUGAACCAUAUGCCAGGGGAGCAGACCUUUCUCUCGGCAGUAAUUCGGUUAUUUUUGCGUCUGUUGUGUUAUUACUAAAGUAGGUUACCUACAUUUAAGUUAAUUGUACUGUAGCAAGAAGAAUGGGCUGCGCAAUAUCAGGACUGGCACCGAAAACACUUGGAGAGACAAAAACGGAAGAAGAUGUUGCGCAUCUCAACGAGAAGCAAAUCCAGAUGAUCAAGGAGUCCUGGAAAGUUAUCCAGGAGGACAUUGCGAAAGUUGGAAUUAUUAUGUUCGUCAGGUUAUUUGAGACCCAUCCAGAAUGCAAGGAUGUAUUCUUUCUGUUCCGAGACGUGGAGGACCUUGAGAUGUUACGAACCAGCCGUGAGCUCAGGUCACAUGGCCUACGAGUAAUGUCCUUCAUUGAGAAAAGUGUGGCCAGACUGGACCAGCUGGAGAGACUAGAUGUUCUGGCUGUGGAGCUAGGGAUGAGCCAUUACCAUUACAACGCCCCACCUAAAUACUACAGCUAUGUAGGAGCAGAAUUCAUCUGUGCUGUCCAACCCAUUCUCAAAGAGAGAUGGACCCCUGAGCUUGAGGAGGCAUGGAAGACCCUGUUCCUGUACCUGAGCAGGCUUAUGAAGCAGGGCUACCAGGAGGAGACAAGCAGACAUCACCAUGAGGCAGCAUCCUGCAAGGAAAGGCCAGAGAAGAGGAACACACCCAGAUGAGAGACCUGGCUAUGGCUGGCCUCCACCCAGAGACUGUUGAGCAUAGCACAAAAAUGUGGCACGUGGCUUUUAGCUGUGUAUAUAGUGUAUUUAUCGCUUACAGUAUUCAUUUUCUACAUACAGUUGAAGUUGGAAGUUUAUAUACACUUAGGUUGGAGUAGUUUUUCAACCACUCCACAAAUUCCUUGUUAACAAACUAGAGUUUUGGCAAGUCGGUUAGGACAUCUACUUUGUGCAUGACAAGUAAUUUUUCCAACAAUAAUCUACAGAUUAUUUCACUGUAUCGCAAUUCCAGUGGGUCAGAAGUUUACAUACACUAAGUUGACUGUGCCUUUAAACAGCUUGGAAAAUUGUAGACCUCCACAAGUCUGGUCCAAUGCCUAAAGGUACCAUGUUCAUCUGUACAAACAAUAGUACACAAGUAUACACACCAUGGGACCACUCAGCCGUCAUACCGCUCAGGCAGGAGAUGCGUUCUGUCUCCUAGAGAUGAACGUACUUUGGUGCGAAAAGUGCAAAUCAAUCCCAGAACACCAGCAAAGGACCUUGUGAUGCUGCAGGAAACCGGUACAAAGUAUCUAUAUCCACAGUAAAAACGAGUCCUAUAUCGACAUAACCUGAAAAGCCGGCUCAGCAAGGAAGAAGUCACUGCUCCAAAACCGCCGUAAAAAAAGCCAGACUACGAUUUAAAACUGCACAUGGAGACAAAGAUCGUACUUUUUGGAGAACUGUCCUCUGGUCUGAUGAAACAAAACUAGAACUGUUUGGCCAUAAUGACCAUCUUUAUGUUUGGAGGGAAAAGGGGGAGGCUUGCAAGCCAAAGAACACCAUCCCAACCAUGACCCACGAUGGUGGCAGCAUCAUGUUGUGGGGGUGCUUUGCUGCAGGAGGGACUGGUGCACUUCACAAAAUAGAUGGCAUCAUGAGGUAGGACAAUUAUGUGGAUAUACAGUGCCUUGCGAAAGUAUUCGGCCCCCUUGAACUUUGCGACCUUUUGCCACAUUUCAAGCUUCAAACAAAGAUAUAAAACUGUAUUUUUUUGUGAAGAAUCAACAACAAGUGGGACACAAUCAUGAAGUGGAACGACAUUUAUUGGAUAUUUCAAACUUUAACAAAUCAAAAACUGAAAAAUUGGGCGUGCAAAAUUAUUCAGCCCCUUUACUUUCAGUGCAGCAAACUCUCUCCAGAAGUUCAGUGAGGAUCUCUGAAUGAUCCAAUGUUGACCUAAAUGACUAAUGAUGAUAAAUACAAUACACCUUUGUGUAAUCAAGUCUCCGUAUAAAUGCACCUGCACUGUGAUAGUCUCAGAGGUCCGUUAAAAGCGCAGAGAGCAUCAUGAAGAACAAGGAACAUACCAGGCAGGUCUGAGAUACUGUUGUGAAGAAUUUUAAAGCCGGAUUUGGAUACAAAAAGAUUUCCCAAGCUUUAAACAUCCCAAGGAGCACUGUGCAAGCGAUAAUAUUGAAAUGGAAGGAGUAUCAGACCACUGCAAAUCUACCAAGACCUGGCCGUCCCUCUAAACUUUCAGCUCAUACAAGGAGAAGACUGAUCAGAGAUGCAGCCAAGAGGCCCAUGAUCACUCUGGAUGAACUGCAGAGAUCUGCAGCUGAUGUGGGAGACUCUGUCCAUAGGACAACAAUCAGUCGUAUAUUGCACAAAUCUAGCCUUUAUGGAAGAGUGGCAAGAAGAAAGCCAUUUCUUAAAGAUAUCCAUAAAAAGUGUUGUUUAAAGUUUGCCACAAGCCACCUGGGAGACACACCAAACAUGUGGAAGAAGGUGCUCUGGUCAGAUGAAACCAAAAUUGAACUUUUUGGCAACAAUGCAAAACGUUAUGUUUGGCGUAAAAGCAACACAGCCCAUCACCCUGAACACACCAUUCCCACUGUCAAACAUGGUGGUGGCAGCAUCAUGGUUUGGGCCUGCUUUUCUUCAGCAGGGACAGGGAAGAUGGUUAAAAUUGAUGGGAAGAUGGACGGAGCCAAAUACAGGACCAUUCUGGAAGAAAACCUGAUAGAGUCUGCAAAAGACCUGAGACUGGGACGGAGAUUUGUCUUCCAACAAGACAAUGAUCCAAAACAUAAAGCAAAAUCUACAAUGGAAUGGUUCAAAAAUAAACAUAUCCAGGUGUUAGAAUGGCCAAGUCAAAGUCCAGACCUGAAUCCAAUCGAGAAUCUGUGGAAAGAACUGAAAACUGCUGUUCACAAAUGCUCUCCAUCCAUCCUCACUGAGCGAGCGGUUUUGCAAGGAGGAAUGGGAAAUAAUGUCUGUCUCUCGAUGUGCAAAACUGAUAGAGACAUACCCCAAGUGACUUACAGCUGUAAUCGCAGCAAAAGUUGGCGCUACAAAGUAUUAACUUAAGGGGGCUGAAUAAUUUUGCACGCCCAAUUUUUCAGUUUUUGAUUUGUUAAAAAAGUUUGAAAUAUCCAAUAAAUGUCUUUCCACUUCAUGAUUGUGUCCAACUUGUUGUUGAUUCUUCACAAAAAAAUACAGUUUUAUAUCUUUAUGUUUGAAUCCUGAAAUGUGUCAAAAGGUCGCAAAGUUCAAGGGGGGCGAAUACUUUCGCAAGGCACUGUAGUUAAAGCUUGGUUGCAAAUGGGUCUUCCAAAUGAACAAUGAACCCAAUCAUACUUCCAAAGUUGUAGCAAAAUGGCUUAAGGAUAACAAAGUCAAGGUACUGGAGUUGCCAUCACAAAGCCCUGAUCUCAAUUCUAUAGAAAUGUUGUGGGCAGAACUGAAAAAGUGUGUGCGAGCAAGGAGGCCUACAAACCUAACUCAGUUACACCAGCUGCGCCAGGAGGAAUGGGACAAAAUUCACCCAACUUAUUGUGGGAAGCUUGUGGAAGGCUACCUGAAACGUUUGACCCAAGUUAAACAAUGUAACUUUUUAUGGCUGCCCUCCCAUUAACGGGAUAAUUGUCAUCAACAACCGCUGAAUUGCAUAGCGCCACAUUCAAAUAAUAUUACUAAAAAUAUUUAUAUUCAUGAAAUCACAAGUACAAUGUAGCAAAACACAGCUUAGCCUUUUGUUAAUCUACCUGUCAUGUCAGAUUUUGAAAAUAUGCUUUACAGCGAAAGCAAUCCAAGUGUUUGUGUAAGUUUAUCGAUCGCUCAACAAAACAUUAUGUACACCUAGCAUCAAGUAGCUUGGUCACGAAAAUCAGAAAAGCAAUCAAAUUAAUAGUUUACUUAUGAUGAUCUUCGGAUGUUUUCACUCACGAGACUGCCAGUUACACAAUAAAUGUUCCUUUUGCUCCAUAAAGAUUAUUUUUAUAUCCAAAAUACCUCCGUUUGUUUGGUGCGUUAUGUUCAGAAAUCCACAGGAAAGAGUGGUCACGACAAUGCAGACAAAUUCCAAAGCAGACAAAUUCCAAAUAGUAACCGUAAUGUCCACAGAAACAUGUUUAAACUUUGUUUUUUAAAUAUAUAAUCGAUAAUAUAUCAACCGCAACAGUCUUUUUCAGUCAGAGUGGGAAAGGCAAUGGCUGCACAAACUCUGUUACGCAUACAAAACACAGCUGGCACCCGGCCAUACAAUGACGCAAUGUUAUCUUUCUCGCUCAUUUUUCAAAAUAAAAGCCUGAAACUAUGUCUAAAGACUGUUGACACCUUGAGGAAGCGAUUGGAAAAGGAAUCUGGUUGAUAUCCUUUUAAAUGGAGCAAAGGCAGGCUGUGGAGCAUGGAGUUUUCAAAAUAGAAGCCGAUUCCUGGUUAGAUUUUCAUCAGAGUUUCACCUGCAAUAUCAGUUCUGUUAUACUCACAAACAAUAUUUUGACAGUUUUGGAAACUUGUUUUCUAUCCAAUACUAAUAAGCAUAUAUUAGCGAGACUGAGGAGCAGGCCGUUUAGUUUGGGCAACUUAUUCAUCCAAGCUACUCAAUACCGCCCCCCAGCCAUAAGAAGUUAAAGGCAAUGCUACCAAAUACUAAUUGUAAACUUCUGACCCACUGGGAAUGUCGUGAAAGAAAUAAAAGCUGAAAUAAAUAAUUCUCUAUUAUUAUUCUGACAUUUCACAUUCUUAAAAUAAAGUCGUCAUCCUAACUGACCUAAGACAGGGAAUCUUUACUAGGAUUAAAUGUCAGGAACUGUGAAAAAAUGAGUUUAAAUGUAUUUGGCUAAGGUGUAUGUAAACUUCCAACUUCAACUGUAGCUUGUGUUAUCAGCCUACAAUGUAAAGUUAAACGGCGUAUUCCUUAUUUCAACAAAUCGCUGCCAGAUUGAUAUUUAUUCCAA
Molecule: messenger RNA, 4945 nt
Organism: Oncorhynchus keta (chum salmon)
Lineage: Eukaryota; Metazoa; Chordata; Actinopteri; Salmoniformes; Salmonidae
Product: neuroglobin-like
Exons: 5
Coding region: 126-716 (196 amino acids)
Molecular function (GO): heme binding; oxygen binding
Source: RefSeq, a predicted model, not a curated record